Messenger RNA from Closterium sp. Naga37s-1, 1344 nucleotides. NCBI's taxonomy places the organism in Eukaryota, Viridiplantae, Streptophyta, Zygnematophyceae, Desmidiales, Closteriaceae. The record is from the annotation of a GenBank genome assembly.
AUGGCGGGGAUUCCGCCGCUCCUGCCGUUCUCAGCAGCGGCUUCUGUUGCGUCAUCGUCGACGCUAGCAGGGGUCGCCAGGACAGGGUCGCCCAGCGGCGUGGCGUGCGGGCAGCCGCUGGCGGAGGAAUUGGACUCGUCGGCUUUUGCUCCCGCUGCACAUGUCACUUUUGAACAGCCGUCAGGGCAGCUGGAGGAGACGCAGAGGGUAUUGGAGGAGGCUGAGAGGAGCAGGGCAGCAGAGUUGGUACAAGUGAAAGGGGAGCUGCUUUCAGUGCGAGGAGAGCUGGUGAGAGUAAGGGGGGAGUUGCUAACAACAAGGAAUGAGCUGGUGACUAUUAAAGGGGAGUUGGACUCAUUGAAGGGGACUUUGUUAAAAACGAAAAUGGAUUUGGCUGAACAGAAGGAGUGCUUGCAGAAGGUGGAGAGGGAGAAGUUGGCUUCAGAGGAGGAGGAGAAGGAGCUGGGGAAUAAGAGCAGUUCUGAUGCUGUAGCAGCUAUGGCAUCCCUAGCACCAAAGCAUGUGGAGUUUGACGUGGAAGAGGAGCUCAGGAUGCGCCAAGGGGCUUAUAGAACUGUUUGGCAGUGGGGCGCGCUGGCGCGCUUGGCAGCGGGGCGCGCUGGCGCGCUGGGCUGCGGAGCGUGCUGGCGCGCUAGGCUGCGGGCCGCGCUGGCGCGCUGGGCUGCGGGGCUCGCUGGCGCGCUGGCGCGCUGGGCUGCGGGGCGCGCUGGGGCAGGAGCUGCUCGCGGGCAGAAGGGGCGCGCAGGACAGGGGCUGCUCGCGGGCAGCAGGGGCGCUCGGGGCAGGGGCUACUCGCGGGCAGCAGGGGCGCUCGGGGCAGGGGCUGCUCGCGGGCAGCAGUGGCGCUCGAGGCAGGGGCUGCUCGCAGGGAGCACGCCCGCGCGCGCCCUGCUGCCCAGCGCUAGCGCGCGCCCCGCUGCCCAGCGCCAGCGCGUGCCCCGCUGCCCCGUGCCCGCGCGUGCCCCGCUGCCCAGCGCCAGCGCACGCCCCGCUGCCCAGCGCCCGUGCGCGCCCUGCUGCCCUGUACUCGCGCGUGUCCCGCUGCCCAGCGCCCACACGCGCCCCGCUGCCCAGCGCCCGCGCGUGCCCUGCUUCCCUGUGCCCGUGGGCGCCCCGCUGCCCAGCGCCCACACGCCCCUGCCCUGCCCUGCUAGCGCUGCCCGCGCGCAAGUGCUGCUGCUGCAGCUGUCGCCCGCUGCUGGAGCUCCCGCCCGCACGCCGCCCUGCACCGUGCGCUGCCCGCGCGCGACUGCCCUGCCCUGCCUUGGGCGCCUGCCCUGCCUGCACGCUUGCAUGUGCACAGCGCGCUCUGCCCCGCCCUAG